CAAAAGUGCGCAAAAAACGUUUCGUUUCGUUUUUGCAGUGCCAGCAAUGGCUGCACUGUCUCCUAAAUAGGUAAAAUUUUUGGAAGUUUAUUUAAUUAACCCUAAUGAGAGAUGCAGAGCGCCUGAUCGCCUCACCAUUUCUAGCCAUCCCAGGAGAAAAACCCAUCAUGUCUCGUCUCUUUUGAACCCAUAAACUUGCUGCUUCUUUUGCUAUCAAAUACUUCUUCAGCAGAAUAUGAAUCUCAUUUGUAAGCAGCCUAGCAUGAAAAAACAGAAGAUUAUUGGAGAAUUGGAAGAAGACAGAAUCAGCCAAUUGCCAGAUAGCCUUCUUCAUUGCAUUCUGUCUUUACUUCCAACUAAAGAGGCCGUAGCAACCUCCGUAUUGUCGAAAAGGUGGACGGACCUUUGGACAUCAGUUACCAACUUAGACUUCUUAUGCCCUGACCACUACAUUACUAAAGUCAAUGGCAGGCUCGUCUACGUAACGGCAAAUGAGCAAAACCAUAGAUCCCUCCACUUCGUGGAGAGGGUCCUUCUUCUCCAUUCUGCUAAUAUCAGAAAGUUUCGUCUCCAGUCUUCGAAUCAUCUUACCAGUUCCCGUGUCAUUUCUUGGAUCUCUGCUGCCGUUAGACGUCGGGUUCAAGAGCUUCAUCUAGCAACCCAUAUGGAGUCAGUACUGAUUUUACCCCGCUGUCUUUGUACCAGCGAAAUAUUAACCGUGCUAAAAGUUGAGCGCAUGCACUGUCUUAUUCAAUUUCCUUCAAUCAUUUUCUUCUCAAGCCUCAAGACUUUAUAUCUUACUCAUGUUGAGUUUGUGGAUGAUAUUUCCCUAAAUAGACUAUUUUCUGGUCUUCCAAUUCUUGAAGAGUUGAAAUUACAUAGAUGCAAAUGGGGCAACAUACGGAAUGUUACCAUCUCUAUCCCAAGUCUAAGGAGCUUGACUUUUUAUGUUGCCUGUAACAAAAGCUCAUUCGAAUGUGAGAUCAAGGUUUAUGCAGCAAAUCUUGUAUACCUAAAUUGCUCAAGUGAUCUGUCGAUUAAUCUGCUCCUAAAUAACUUGUCUUCAUUAGUCGAUGCAUAUAUUGACAUGAAAACCUUGUGGAAUCAUCCCAAAGCGACACAAUUUGCAGCAAAUAUUAUCAAUGGGCUCCGCUGCGCUAAAACCUUAAAAAUAUCGGAAGGAACUCUUGAGGGUCUCUAUCGUAUCUAUGGGAAUUUGGAAGAGACUGUUAAUGUUUUUCCAACAUUUAGCUAUUUGACAUCCUUGGAGGUGAAUACGAUGGUGACCAACCGCAUAAGCAGAGUAUUGAUGGGGAUUUUUCGAGGUUCGCCUGUACUUGAAUCGAUUGUUAUCGAUGAGGUAUAUAAAGGAACGUGGAUGACCAAUCCUCAACCUCAUGGUUUGAAGUUUUGCCUCAAAACUUGUUGCCUUCUGGAGUUUCGUGGACGUCCGGCAGAAAUGCGUUUCGUCAAGUUUUUGCUGAAGGUUGCUACAGUGUUGGAGACUAUAAAGAUAUAUUGCUCUGAGGGUUUAACAAAAGACGAGAAGAAGCAAGAGGAGGUUACCAAAGAAUUAGGAAGGGUACCCAAACGCUCCAGUAGAUGUGGAAUUCAACUGUUGAAGUAUACCGAUCGCGAGAUAAAGAGGAAAUAUUGAUGACAUAUCUAUGAACUUUUUGUUUAAUUUUCGCCUUAAAGAACCCGAACUUCUUUAUCUAGACUCUUUCCAAUCAAAAAGGAAAGUUACAUUUGUUUUUCAGAUUUGGAUGCUGACGUUGAUGUUGGCUUGUGCCUUAAUGCAUGCUUCGAUUUCUUCAUAA
This is a messenger RNA of Tripterygium wilfordii, 1820 nucleotides long. RefSeq names its product F-box/LRR-repeat protein At4g14103-like. The record is from RefSeq and is a predicted model, not a curated record. The coding region runs from base 236 to 1657 and encodes 473 amino acids. Gene Ontology annotation, molecular function: protein binding. The transcript is spliced from 4 exons. NCBI's taxonomy places the organism in Eukaryota, Viridiplantae, Streptophyta, Magnoliopsida, Celastrales, Celastraceae.